AUGCAACCAACUCUCAAACUCGAUCAUUUUCUCAAUGACGAUGAUUGUGACAUUCAGGUCGGAUCUGGCUCGGUUGUGGACGCUGCUCUUGAUAUGAGAAAGAAGUUCUCUUCGGUAUUGAGCCAGGCACGACAUCGCAAGCCAAACAAGCUGAACUUAAAUAUGAACGACAGCAACCGGACCUUCGAGCUAUCAGCGAGACUAAUUGAAACAAGCUCAGACAACAAGUCAGCAGCUUGCGACAGUGUAAAGAUGAUUACAGAUCGCUACGUCUUCAGGAUAAAGCAAUGGCCAGUCAUCUGGGCGCGAAAGGAAUUGGAGAAGGUCGAUCAUCCUCGGUGCACCAUCUGUACGGUGGCAUUCAGGAAUAACAUCCUUCCCGGUGGUCACACAUCCUGGAGAGAAUGCUUGGAUUUCUGGCUCGGCCAAGGCAACAGCUGUCCGUGGUGCAAGCGAAGCUUUGAAGCAGGCGAUAUCCGAGAUGUCUACCUUUAG
Exophiala oligosperma is the source of this 495-nucleotide messenger RNA. RefSeq lists its product as uncharacterized. Bases 1 to 495 code for a protein of 164 amino acids. Lineage: Eukaryota; Fungi; Ascomycota; Eurotiomycetes; Chaetothyriales; Herpotrichiellaceae. The transcript has a single exon. The record is from RefSeq and is a predicted model, not a curated record.